Molecule: messenger RNA, 1986 nt
Organism: Pyricularia pennisetigena
Lineage: Eukaryota; Fungi; Ascomycota; Sordariomycetes; Magnaporthales; Pyriculariaceae
Exons: 2
Coding region: 1-1986 (661 amino acids)
Biological process (GO): box C/D sno(s)RNA 3'-end processing; rRNA methylation
Cellular component (GO): small-subunit processome; box C/D methylation guide snoRNP complex
Molecular function (GO): histone H2AQ104 methyltransferase activity; RNA binding; rRNA methyltransferase activity
Source: RefSeq, a predicted model, not a curated record
AUGUUGCUUGCUAGGUUCGCACGCGUCUCCCUCUCCCCCCUCUUCAGACGAGCCAUGGCGCCUUCAGGCAACGCCCAUCCGGCGCAUCAUGGCUCCGCCUCGGCCGCCGCCGUACUGCGAGCCAAUGGGAAACAGCAGCAGCAGCAGCAGCAGCGCACUUAUACGCCGACCGCCAUGAACCGCUGGUCAGUUCUCAACAAGAAACUACCGCCCGUCGAAGCAAUCACCGCAAUCCACGUCUACGACUUUGAUAACACCUUAUUCAAGACACCCUUGCCCAAUCCAAAGUUGUGGAACGGACCAACGAUCGGCCUGCUGGCAAACCCCGACCUGCUCAAUGGCGGCUGGUGGCAUGAUAGCCGCAUCCUUGCCGCGACCGGCAACGGCAUACUCAAGGAGGAGCCGCGCGGCUGGGAGGGCUGGUGGAACGAAAAGGUUGUCGAGCUUGUCCAGCUCAGCAUGAAACAAAAGGACGCGCUCACGGUGCUGCUCACCGGCCGCUCCGAGUCUGGCUUCGCCGACCUGGUCAAGCGCAUGGUCGCCAGCAGGGGGCUCGAAUUCGACAUGGUCUCGCUCAAGCCGGCCGUCGGCCCGGACGGCCAGCGCUUCGCCAGCACCAUGAUCUUUAAGCAGGUCUACCUAGAAACCCUGAUGGAGACGUACAAGGACGCCAAGGAGAUUCGCGUCUACGAGGAUCGGCCCAAGCACGUCAAGGGGUUCCGCGAUUUCAUGAGCGAAUACAACGUGCGGCUCAACGAGAUGGCAGCCGCCGCCAACCAGGGGGGUCCUGCGCCAAACAGGCAACCAAUCACCGCCGAGGUCAUCCACGUCGCCGAGCUGGGCACGAAUUUGGACCCCGUCGUCGAGGUGGCCGAGGUGCAACACUUGAUCAAUACACACAAUGCUCAGCUGGCGUCGAGGCAAGGAGACCAGAGGCGCGACAAGCUCAUGAUCAAGAAGACGGUCUUUUACACUGGAUACCUGGUAAACCCCGAAGACACCUCCCGGCUCUUGGCCCUUGUCGCCCCUAAGCUCCCACGGGCGUCAGAGUCGGAACUCAAGGUCCACGCCAACAACAUCAUGAUCUGUCCCCGCCCCUGUCCGCAUAGCAUUCUGGAAAAGGUUGGCGGCAUGGGCAGCAAGAUGAAGUGGGAGGUGGUUGGGCUCGGGUGCUUCGAGAACAACGUCUGGGCGGCCAGCGUGCGGCCCGUCCCCAUCACCGCAAAGUACCACACCGACAACAAGACGCCGCACAUUGUGCUCGCACUGAGGAAGGGCGCCAGGCCUAUCGACGCCAGCAAGAUCCAAAACUGGCAGCCUCUCCCGCCAGACCAGGCCUUCAUCUUCGAGACGACCGUAGGCGAGAAGAUUCUCUUCCGCAUCGAGGCCGAGGACCCCAGUGAGGGCGAGUAUGAGAGUCUGUUCGCCAAUAAGGCCUCCAAGCGGAAGCACACGGCUGAAGACGAGGCGCCGUCAUACUCUCGCGGCGGCGGGAACUUCCAGAAUGGCAAGCGCAACUUCCACAGCCAAGCCGGCAACUCCAGGGGCGGGGGCGGCCGUGGCAACGGUAACGGGAACGGCAACGGCAACGGUGGUUUCCGUGGUAACUCGGGCAGAGGCAACCGUGGAAACUCGCGCGGCGGCGGCGGCUUUCGAGCCGGCGGCGGCCGGGGCGGAGGUGGUGGGAGGGGCGGGAAGCACUCAUACCACUCGCUGGACGACCCGGGUAAGCAGCGCGACAGCGGCAGUGGCGGGAUAUCAUAUGAGGAUAGCAGCUAUGCGGCCCCGUCGCAGCAGCAGCAACCACCAGCACAAACACAGCAACCAUACACUCAUUACCAGGCAACCCAGCAGAUGGUACCGCCGCCACCGCCCUUAGUCCCCAGUGCGGCCUAUUACCCGCAGUUGCCUCAAGCACCGCCCGUCUGGCAACCGCCCGCAGCUGGCCAAGGCUACGGCGGACCGGACGUGGGAAGUUAUUACUGA